AAGUCCCAGAGCUCCCACUAGAGCCCACCGCACAGGCUCAGAGCCCAUAUGCCAGGAGGGGGUGACUACAUUGUGUCUAUUGUAUGUUUUUUCUUUUUUUCCCCCUGGCAUUUUGUACAUUCCACGGGAGGUUUAAAUCGGGAGUGAAGAGCAUGGCAGAUGAGCAAGAAAUUAUGUGUAAACUCGAGAGCAUCAAGGAGAUCAGGAAUAAGACUUUGCAGAUGGAAAAAAUAAAGGCACGACUGAAAGCAGAAUUUGAAGCCCUGGAGUCUGAGGAGAGGCACCUGAAAGAAUACAAGCAGGAAAUGGACCUGCUGCUGCAAGAGAAGAUGGCCCACGUGGAGGAGCUGCGGCUGAUCCAUGCUGAUAUUAAUGUGAUGGAGAAUACUAUCAAGCAGUCUGAGAACGACCUCAACAAGCUCCUGGAAUCUACUCGUCGCCUGCAUGAGGAGUACAAACCCCUGAAGGAGCACGUAGAUGCUUUGCGGAUGACUCUGGGAUUGCAGAGGCUGCCAGAUCUAUGUGAGGAGGAAGAGAAACUGUCCCUUGACUACUUUGAAAAGCAGAAGGCGGAAUGGCAGACAGAACCACAGGAGCCUCCCAUCCCAGAGUCUCUGGCUGCAGCUGCAGCAGCUGCCCAGCAGCUGCAAGUGGCCAGGAAACAAGAUACCAGACAGACAGCAACUUUCAGACAACAGCCACCUCCAAUGAAGGCGUGUUUAUCGUGUCACCAACAAAUUCAUCGGAACGCACCCAUCUGCCCACUCUGCAAAGCAAAGAGCCGAUCUCGGAAUCCCAAAAAGCCCAAGAGGAAACAGGAUGAAUGAAACCCAGAAGACUGACAAGCAAACACAUGACCCAUUCCAGUACCCUUCCAGUAGAACUGCAGAUGUGGCCAGACUUUACUGACGUGCAGACUCAAGUAUGACCGACCCCUUGUUUUCUAUUUAAUGCAAUGUAAGCACAAUGUUCCUAUUCUGUCUUAAUUUCCUUCCAGUCCUUAGGAUUUGGGUUUAGGAAAGUAAGUAUUACUGGUGCUACAGUUUAACAUUUCAACCAUUCCAUCUUUUGGACUCCUAAACAAAGUAGAAUUCUUAUGCAAGUACCCCAAAUGCAAGGCUAUUCCUAUUGGCCAGAUGUGAUUACCACAGAUGCUUUUAUGUUCUCUUUUUAAAAACAAGUGUUACUAAAAGAUUGAGACUAUUUGAAGUGCUGAAAUAACCAUCUAUUUGUUUCACUAAAGAACAAGUUGUUUUCCAAGCUAGUAAGACCAUAGGUUUGGGCAUCCAGUAGAGCUCUUUUUAUACAGGAAAUGUUCAGGAGAAAAAAGAAAUUGGUUAUAAAGGAAAUCAGUGCAUUAAGGACACAUGUGAGUUUUGAUUUACUGGAAUUUGACUGUACCAUUCCCUCCAACUUGACUUAAAAUUUGGAAGUGGGAUCAAGUUGCUGGCUGUGUGUGAAAUUCUAAAAUGAUGUAAUUUGUGAUGCUUUAACAUCUUAACAUGGUAUUAUUUUCAGCAGUCAGAAAAGUGAUGAAGAACAAGGCUCAACUGAACUGUAUUAGUGGUCCUUCCAGGCUCUAUGGCCAACCGGCUCACUGUGGUUCUCUAGGAAACAUGUAUGAGAUAUGCCACAUCUCUGUGCACACAGACUGCAACGUCAGCCAUUCUCACAUCUUCUAUUCCUACUUUCCACAGCCAAAAUCUCCCUUGGCAGACAUAUCCUCCACUGGAGCACAGGGAAGUUCAGUAACAUGCACCAGUGACAGUGUCAACUGCCUGGCUUUGGUGCCAUUGUCCUCCCUCAACCAAAGCUUCCUAUUUUUGUGUCUUUAAAUAGGUCAUUUUCAAGAAAGCUUUAUUUCAGCCCAGGUUUUUUUCUUGCUCAGUAUGUGUGCCAAAAGAAUCCUGACUAAAGGACCCUCUAGACCACUGCCUGUAUCCAUGCCUUCCCUUUGUUUCACCUGAUGCAUCGUCAGUUCCUUCAGUGGGGAGGGCGGCAGUGACCCAACUAUAGAACCAGGGCUUGAAAUUCACUCAUUUCUAAUCCCAGUUUUGUCACCACCUUUGUUGUCUAAAUUGAUCUCAAGCAUUAAAUACUCUUUUCACUGACUUCAGGAGGCAGGGACUGCCUGUUCACAUUCUUCUCUCUUUAGCCCAGGUUUUCGUCUACUGUUAUGCUGGAGUGGUUAUACUGAGAACUUUGCCUGAAGAACAGGGAAGCCCCAAGUCUCUGGUCAGAACUUUGGCAAAUCCAAAUCUGUACAAAUCCAGAUAAACCAGUUUUGCUGGGCAAAUCACAUACGUUGCAUUAAUGUCCUAACUCCACCACAAUACACAUGAGUGUUUUAUUGAAUAUAGUCCUAUAAUUCAUGCCAAGUUCAGGUGGUGGUCUCCAAUUUUAAUGUUUCAUAGCCAAAUAAACAUCUGUCAAUAGCAGAGACAUAUUUUCACGUGCCCCUGAAAAUAUGUGAAGAGCAGAUUCUACUGGCUGAAUUACUGGGAUUCAGUCUCUGAGAUAGCAAUAAUGGAGGAUAGUCUGAUCCCAUGCUCCAAGUGGCAGCAGUGUGCUAACUAUCCUUAUACAUGUUUCCUACACAAAUACUGGAUUCUACUUUUAAAUGUCAGAGCAGCCACAUGCUGUGUGCCCUGUUUCAAGCAAUUCCUGUUGAGUUUCAGGGAAAAUGCACACAGAGUUAAAGGACAGCAUAUGGACUCCCCCAAAGUGGAUGCAUGAGAGCAGCAUACUUCAGUAGUCGUACAUAAAUGUAAGAAGUGGUGACAAUGGAGAAUGGGUGAAAGGUCUGCAAUGAAGUUGUGUGAAUAGAGGAUAGAUGUGUAGAGACUUGAACUUACAGUCCUGAAAUAGAUAGGGUUAGUUGUAGCUGCUCUCACUUCACUGUUACUUUGCCAGGUUCUUUCUUUCUUGAGAGAUCUCUAGAGCUCUGAACUGAAGGAUGCACCAUUUACUACUUUAGUAUGGCAAUUUUGUAUUUUUACUUUUUUAAACUAGUCCCUUGUGCCCUCGUGUUUAACAAGGUUUACUUUUUUUUAAAGAAAAAGAUGUGACGAUGACAUAACUGUUUGUAUCAACCAUGUUCUCGUGUUUACAAAUCUGUUUUCACAUCCUUUACCAAGUUCUGCCAUAUGAAUAGCGUGUGUUGCUGAGCAUGAGUCUAACUGAAUAUGAGUCAACAGUUUGCCCUGGCAGCCAAAAGGGUCAACCAUAUCCUAGUGUGCAUUGAGUCGGUUGAGGGAGGUGAUUGUCCCUCUCUGCACUGCACUGGUGCAGCCUCAAGUACUGGGUGCAGUUUUGAACACAUUAAUGUAAGAAGGACAGGAAACUAUUAGAGUGUGUCCAGAGGAAGGAAACCGAGAUGGUGAAGGGUCUCGAGGGCAAGACUUAGGAGGAACUGCUGGUGGUCAGUCACUGGAACAGGCUUCUCAGGGAAGUGGUCACAGCACUGACCUGUCAGAGUUCAAGGAACAUCUGGACAAUGCUCUUAGUCAUAUGGUUUAGUGUUAGCUAAUCCUGCAAGGAGUGGGAUUUGGACUUGAUGAUCCUUAUGUGUCCCUGCCAACUCAGGAUAUUCUGUGAUUCUAACUAUUUCAAGGGCACAAAAUCAGUACUAUGUAUUAAGGGAUUCUGGGGGUAGGGGCAGGGAGGGAAGCAGCUUCUUUCGUAGGGAACCAGUAUUCUCCUUUUCUCUCACAGAUUAAUUAAGGAAGUUUCACCAAGGAACUCUUCUCAUGACAGUCCCAGGCCCUUUUCUCCCAGGCACCUUUCUCAAGAGACUAGAGGAUAAUUGUGAAACAGUGAUUUCUUGUGUUUCAGUCAGGGGAGGAAGGUGUCUGAGGUACAGUCCUUCCCAACACUCUGCAAUUUUGCUCAUGGAGCAACAGUGGCCUCUUCAUUUGUACCUAAGCUUCUUUGCAGAUACUUCUUCACUUAGCUUAAAUUCAUUCUUAUUUGGGUUAAAUUCUCCUAAUAGCCACAAAGAGAACCUUCUCACUUACAAAACUUUUUCUUUACUAAAGUCUGGUUUAACCUUGGUUUUGUGAUUCCCUUUUCAAUGAGUAUUCAAGUGGCAACAAAAUCAAUGGGUUCUUUUGUUAUAGAUGGUUUCCAGGGUCUUUUCCUGGUUCCUCACUUGCCUCAAAGGACAGUCCUGUUGUUUUGCAACCAAAUGGCAAAAAAAAAAAAUCACAAGCCUCUUCCCCUGCCCCCUUGAGCUCAUGCUAAAAGAAUGCCAACACUCUGCUGUGCCUAAAGGCUUUGCUAUAGACAUUUUCAUACCCAGGCUGGGGUAGAUCAGUUGUUCAAACUUUAGUGCCAAGGACCCCAUUAACUAUAAGGAAAAUGUAAGCCAGAUUUUACUACUUGCAUUUCCUGAAUUCAACGUUAGCUUUCUAAACAGGACACUGACUGACUGAACCUGCCAGUGGCUUCAAGUUACAGAACCUACUUUUGAAAGAAAGAAUAGCCAUCGAUGUGUUCCUCUAGUAGCAGACUAUUCAAGAAAUGAAGACUUUAUUAGCACUUUAAAUGAAUAAAAGUGCUUUCCUUUAUUUUACAGCUUUCUCAUUCCUCUGACAUAGGUUUUCAUUUUAGCAUUUAGGUAUUUUAGCAAUAUCUGUUGUUUUCACUGACUUCUGUGUUUUAAAUAUUUCACUCCUGUGCUCAGGAGGAGUAACAGUGGCUACCUGUUUAAGUUGUCUGUACAGUCCUUUUUAAUAAAUGUUUGUUUCAUGUCA
Strigops habroptila (Kakapo) is the source of this 4754-nucleotide messenger RNA. RefSeq names its product zinc finger C4H2-type containing (gene ZC4H2). NCBI's taxonomy places the organism in Eukaryota, Metazoa, Chordata, Aves, Psittaciformes, Psittacidae. The record is from RefSeq and is a predicted model, not a curated record. The coding region runs from base 84 to 827 and encodes 247 amino acids. Gene Ontology annotation, biological process: positive regulation of neuron differentiation. Gene Ontology annotation, cellular component: nucleus. The transcript has 5 exons.